ACGGCGGCGGGAGAAGAUGGCCAUGCAGACGGAGUGGCUGGUGCCUCUGGCUCAGCCCCGGCAGAAGAAGCGGCGCUGUGAGCUCUGCCUCGGUCCCGCCACCGUCCGCUGCGCCGCCUGCUUGGUCACCUACUACUGCGACGUGGACCACCAGAACGCCGACUGGGUCAGCGUCCACACCAAGAUCUGCCAGCUGCUCAUCCCGCUGCGGGCGGCUCCCCCCUUCUACACCUCGGAGAAGGAGCGGAAACUCGGGGAGGAGCAGAGGCGGAACCGAGAGAUAUUCCUGGCUGAAGUGACUUACGAGACGGCCCAGAAUUUUCUCAUCAAGGGCCACUAUGAAGAUGCCAUCCCAGCCGCCCUGCACUCCCUGAAAUUCAGCAUCAGCAUCUAUGGCCCCAGUGCGGUGGAGCUGGUUCCCGCCUACAUCCUCUUAGCCGAGACCAGCUUGGGCCUGGGUCACUUGUCGCAAGGUGAAGAGUACCUCUCCCAGGGCCAGUGGAUCGUCCUCAAGAACACCCACUGCAGCUAUGCCAUUCAGUCCAAGCUGUAUCGCAACCUCGGGCUCCUGCACGCCGCCAAAGGGAACUUCGAUGAGUCUUUGUACCACCUGGCCAAUGAUGUAUAUUUUGCGUGUUGUGCUUUUGGGACAACGAGCAACGUGGCCGUCUCCGGAGGCUACUUCCACAUGGCCAACGUGUUCUCCCACCAGAAUAAGAUGGACGUUGUGGAUUCCUUGUAUUGUGAGGUGGUUGAUCUCUGGUACGAUCACUUCAGCCACUUCGUUGAAAUCCAGUACCAAAAACUGAUCACUCCCGCAGAGGUGGACCUUCUGUCUGUAGAAGACGGGGUAGAAGAGGACGUACUGGACGAGAAGCAGCAGGCCGAAGCGAUGCAGAUGCUCAACUCCAUCUUGCACUUCCGAGAAGCGUCUCUCAGGCCGCAGCCGGAGAAGGAGGCCAAACUGCUGCACGCCUUGGCCAUGUUUCAUUUCUUGGUCCACAAUCUGGCAAAGGCGGACGAAUUUGUGAUGAGAUUUCUACAAACCACACAGUCCCUGCCCAAAUGCGACCCGAACGAAUCGCUCUACCACCUGGUCAAACUGAUCAAGUCCAAGGAAGAGCAGGCCAAGUAGCUCUUUCCAACUCCCUCAAGGUAAGCAGCCACCAGCCGCCGCUCAUCUCGGGCCUCCUUUUGCCAG
Molecule: messenger RNA, 1201 nt
Organism: Pseudonaja textilis
Lineage: Eukaryota; Metazoa; Chordata; Lepidosauria; Squamata; Elapidae
Source: RefSeq, a predicted model, not a curated record